Messenger RNA from Odocoileus virginianus texanus, 2037 nucleotides. Lineage: Eukaryota; Metazoa; Chordata; Mammalia; Artiodactyla; Cervidae. The record is from RefSeq and is a predicted model, not a curated record.
UCGAGGUCCCAGAGCAGAGCUAGGACGCGGGGUGCUUGCUGUUUCUGUUCUUCUGGGGUCUUCCCCAGAUUUGGGGGAGUUUUGAGGAUGAGUGGAACCGGGGCUCCCAUGCAGAGGGCGGCGAGAGGGAGGCGAGCAGGGAAAGCGGCCGAUGCUCCUGGCGGGCGGGCGCAGACUGAUACACCUCGGAAAGCCGGGAGCUUGAUCCACCAGCCCGAGAACCGGCUACUCCCUGCCUCCAGCUGCUUGGCUCCCGGAGACCGAGCUCGAUUGAGAGCCAGCAGACAUCACCCUUUCUUCCCACACCUAGCUGUUUGUUUGUUUCCGUUGCUCUUCCUUCUCCCUUCUGUGCUCUCCCUCCCGUGCCCCCGGUUCCUCCGAUCUGUAUUCUCUCCAGAGCCGCAAACGUCUUACUCCUUCCGCGGCCUCCAGAUCUCCUCCUUCGCCAACCGCAGCUGGACGCGCACGGACUUCCUCGCGUGGCUGGGGGAGCUGCAGCUCUAUACUUGGCGCAAUGAGUCGGACACCGUCGGCUUCCUGAAGCCUUGGUCUCAGGGCACAUUCAGCGAGCAGCAGUGGGAGCAGCUGCAGCAUACGCUUCAGGUUUAUCGCAGGAGCUUCACCAGGGACAUCUGGGAAUUCGUCAAAAUGCUGCACCUCGACUAUCCUCUUGAGAUCCAGAUAUCUGGAGGAUGUGACUUACUUCCGAGGAACACCUCCGAAAGCUUCUUACGUGCAGCAUUUCAAGGAAAGGAUGUCCUGAGUUUCCAAGGAAUGUCUUGGGUGCCAGCCCCAGAUGCCCCCCCUCGGAGCCAGGAGCUCUGCAAGAAGCUCAAUCAGGACCAAGGGACCAAGGAAACAGUGCACUGGCUCCUGCAUGAUGUCUGCCCAGAAUUGGUCAGAGGCCUCUUGCAGAUGGGGAAGUCUGAGCUGGAGAAGCAAGUGAAGCCGGAGGCCUGGCUGUCCAGUGGUCCCCCUCCCCGGCCUGGCCACCUGCGGCUGGUCUGCCACGUCUCAGGAUUCUACCCAAAACCCGUGCGGGUGACGUGGGUGAGGGGCGAGCAGGAGGAGCCUGGCACUCAGCAAGGAGACGUCAUGCCCAACGCCGACUCGACUUGGUAUCUGCGAGUAACCCUGGAUGUGGAGGCUGCGGAGGCGGCUGGCCUGAGCUGCCGAGUGAAGCACAGCAGCCUGGGAGACCAGGACAUCAUCCUGUACUGGGAUGGGAACCGUUUCUCCACGGGCUUGAUUGUCGUCCUGGUAAUACUGGUGGUGUUCAUCCUUCUGGUUGUUGGAGGCUUAGUCUUCUGGUUUAGGAAGCACCGCCACUAUCAAGAUAUCUCGUGACUCUCCUCACCACAACUGUCUGUCUGGACUUCAGGAUCUCAGGGCUGUAGCCCUCAGAAUUUGAAGGGGAAAGAGAGCUACCUUGAAGAAGCCCAGUACAGGCAGCUCUUGUCACACACUUUGAACAUUUUAUCUAAGAGGAUUUAAGUUUGUUUGUUUUUCUUUUAGUAUACUACAAGUGUAUAUGUCCAAGUAGUUAUGUAAAAAACAGAAGUGCACACUCAGAUAACUCUCAGGGACAAGCAGAUAAAGGCUGCAGUGUAACUGUGUGUCGUCAUUAUUUGAAUGCUGGAAUAUGCUGUCAACUGGAAGAUGCUUUUUGUGUUCCAAGGAAGCAAGUCCAACUGUUCCUUGUGAAGUAUAAAGUAAGACCCUAGCUUGGCUGUAAGCCAGAUUUUUUCAAGGAAAAUGGAAGUCUACCAUUACAUGUGAACAAGCCUAUAUAACGUGUUGACAGAAACCUUUACAAUAUUUUGGGUGUUGUUCAGUUGCUCAGUCGUGUCUGACUCUUUGUGACCCCAUCAGUUCAGUUCAGUUGCUCAGCAUACCAGGCUUUCCUGUCCUUCUCCAUCUUCUGGAGCUUACUCAAACUCAUGUCCAUUGAGUCAGUGAUGCCAUCCAACCAUCUCCUGCUCUGUCGUCCCCUUCUCCUGCCUUCGAUCUUUCCUCCCAUCAGGGUUUUUUUUCUAA